Mytilus californianus (California mussel) is the source of this 4525-nucleotide messenger RNA. RefSeq names its product phosphoribosyl pyrophosphate synthase-associated protein 1-like. Gene Ontology annotation, biological process: 5-phosphoribose 1-diphosphate biosynthetic process; purine nucleotide biosynthetic process. Lineage: Eukaryota; Metazoa; Mollusca; Bivalvia; Mytilida; Mytilidae. The record is from RefSeq and is a predicted model, not a curated record. Gene Ontology annotation, molecular function: ribose phosphate diphosphokinase activity; magnesium ion binding. The transcript has 9 exons. Gene Ontology annotation, cellular component: ribose phosphate diphosphokinase complex; cytoplasm. The coding region runs from base 50 to 1144 and encodes 364 amino acids.
UUGAUUCCAGUUUAAUCAAAGGGGAGAUAAAUACCGAACCAAGAAAAACAUGGCAUCUUCAGGACCUGGUAUAAAAUGUCCAAUGAUGCUUCUAGCAGGCAAUUCUCACCCAGAGCUUGUACAGUUAAUAGCAAAACGUUUAGGUAUUAAGCUAUCUGAGAUAACAGUUUUCCACAAGACAAACAGAGAGACCAAUGUAGAGAUUGAAGAGUCUGUCAGAGGAAAAGAUGUUUAUAUUGUACAGACUGGUACAAAAGAUGUUAACAAUGAUUUGAUGGAAUUGAUGAUUAUGGCCUAUGCCUGUAAAACCAGUUGUGCAAGGAAUAUAAUUGGAGUUGUACCAUACAUGCCAUAUUCAAAACAGUGUAAAAUGAGGAAACGAGGGUCUAUAGUGUGUAAAUUAAUGGCUACUUUGCUAGGAAAAUCAGGCCUGACACAUAUUAUCACAAUGGAUUUACACCAGAAAGAAAUCCAGGCCUUCUUUGACAUUUCUAUAGAGAAUCUCAGGGCAUCACCAUUUCUUAUAGAUUAUAUAGAACAAUCAAUUCCAGAUUACAGAAAUGCCAUUAUAGUGGCUAGAAAUCCGAACUCUGUAAAACGAGCUACAUCAUAUGCAGAGAGGUUACGUCUUGGUAUAGCUGUUAUUCAUGGGGAAGAUAAGAUCAUGGAACAAGAUGAUGGAGAAGAUGGCAGAAACUCUCCUCCUCUACCAGAGGCUGCUGCUGGGUCCAAUGUGGGAAUGGGAUUUGGUCUUGAAAGUCUUCCAGUUUUACAGUGUAAAGAGAAGCCACCUUUAAGUGUAGUAGGUGAUGUGAGUGGUAGGAUAGCUAUAAUUGUUGACGAUAUGAUUGAUGAUGUUGUGUCCUUUGUCAAAAUAGCCGAAGUAUUAAAAGACCGUGGUGCAUACAAGGUAUUUGUAAUGGCUACACAUGGUCUCUUGUCAUCUGAUGCACCCAGGUUAAUAGAAGAAUCUUGUAUUGAUGAGGUUGUAGUGACAAAUACAGUUCCACAUGAAAUUCAGAAGAUGCAGUGUCACAAGAUAAAGACUGUUGACAUCAGUGUCAUGUUGUCAGAGGCAAUACGCAGAAUACACAACAAUGAAUCCAUGUCCUACCUCUUCAGGAACAUUGCUCUGGAAGAUUAAUCAUAGUUAUCUGUUAAUGUGUCAUUACAACUAGUUAUACCUGUUAUGAAAAUAUCUUAUUUUUCUAUACAAUUGUUCAAAGUGUCAGCACUUUAAAGUAACAUCAAGGUAUAUGAUAUAAAUUAUCUGGUCCUCAGUUUUGGCUGAGUUAGGCAAAUAAUUGGAUUUGAAGUCACAUCCUGUAAACAAUUAAUACAAAUUUAUCUUCUGGAAACAGAAAUUAGCAAUAUUUUUAUCAGUGAAAAUUUCUAAAUAAACAGUAAAUUGUUGUUUUUGAGUUUUUUACCAUGGGAGACAACUCUAACUUAAAAUAUGAAAGAUGAUUCUGAAUAGCAAAUUAAUGAUGGUUUCCAUUCUUAAGAGAUGUUUUUUUUUUUAAUUUGUCAAAUUUGUAAAUUUUGCUGAUAAAGAUAACAUUUAUUUUAUUUUACAUGUAAAAAUUCAAUGUUGAAAUAUCAAGUACAAGAACUGGCCAGUGUCAAGUUAAUUUUUAAGUUCUAAGGAAAUGUGAAUGUCUUAUUAAACUAGUGGAAAAAAUUUGAAAUAUAAGAUACUGUUUUUAAAGGGGCAUUAGCUGUCAAAUUUGUGUUUGCCAAUUUACAUAGCAAAAUUUUUUUAGCUUAUUUUGACAAAAUUGUACCAAACUAAAUGCUAAUAGUAAAAUACUUUUUCAAUGUUCUGCUUUUGUAAAUCAUAUUCUAUUUUUUUUUCUUAAUCGUAGCUAAUGCCCUUUCAAGUAUGUUUUGCAGUUUCCCCCUGGUGUUUUUAAGUAUUUUGUUGCAAUAACUAAAACAUUAUACAUUGUAUUUCAUGCCUAUUCUGUUAAUUCACAUACCUCAUAUGAUGAAUCUAUAUUGAUGGUUUUUGUUGUUUUUGGUUUUUUUUUUUUUAAGAAUUAGGUUGGUUUUUUAAGUUUUAAUGUUAUUGUUGCCCAUUAGAACAUAAUGAAAAUUUGUAAUUCUAAUCCAUCAUUUAACAAAGUUAUUGCUUUAUUAUGUUACUGUUUGUUCUAUAUAAAUGACCUGUUCCCAGAUUGAAAAUUGUUUUUUUUUCUUUUCCAAUAAAUUAGAGAUGGUUUGUAAAUAUUUGAGGGACAUUUUUUCAUAGUUUUUCAGAUGAAAAUGUUUUCUCCAUAGCUGUUUACUAUAUUUUGUAAACAGUAUUUUCUUUGUAUGAUGCUGAUGACCAAAAUUGUAUGAAUUAUGUACUUAAAUAUGAUAGACAUAUCAAAAUAUCCCUAUAUUAAAUUCAUAGUGAUCUCUUUAUUCCUUGUGGACCAACAAAGUCCAUCCCCAGCAUUUGGUGGAUACACAUCUCUGAAUGUUUGGUAAGUGUAGCGAUUUGUGGACUGUUUUAUGUUAUUCAUUGAAAAGGUGUUAUCGGUCCUUAUACAGCUUAUGGUUAGUCAUUAGCCUAUUGAUAACUGUUUUUAUUAAUACACCCUUUUAUGGGACAUAUUAUGGUAUACUGUUGUCCAACUGUCUGUCGGUCCGUCAUCAACACAUUGGACAAUAACUCAAAAAAUGCUUUCACCAAUUUUCAUGAAACUUUUGGUGAAUUGUUUAUAUCUGUUGACGUAAGCUUCCUUUGGGUUUUAUGAAUUUCUGAUUUUACGUUUCCGAGUAUCAUGACUUUAUUCUUAAAAGGGUGGAAUUUUCCAAUUUUCUGGUUAUAACUCAAAAAUGCUUUGAACAAUUUUCAUGAUACUUUGAAUUGUUUUUAUAUAUUGACAUAACUUCCCUUUCGAUUUAAAAAAAAAUCUGAUCUAAUGUUUUCGAGAAUUGGAACUGUAUUCAUAAAAAAAGGGGUAUUUUCCAGUUUCCCGACAAUAACUCAAAAAUACUGAGCAAUUUUCAUGAAACUUUGGUGAAUUGGUUAUAUCUAUUGAAAAUAGCCCCUUUUAGUUGUUUUUUUAAUAAAUUUCUGAUAGACAUUGCGGAGUUAUGUAACUUGAUUUGUGGAAAAAUAGUUGAAAACUGUCCCUUUUUCACACUUUGGAUGGUUAGAAAAUUUAUUUCUUCCAAAAUUGAGGCCAAAAAAUUAGUUAAAUUCUAGAUAACCUUACAUUUAUAUUCAUUGAAAGCAUAAAGUUGAGAUAAAAAGAGCAACAGCAUCUCAUACACUCAUGGUGCAGCUCUUAAUUUUUUUUUUGUAGUCAUUGUACUGUGAGUGAACUUAUAUUUGAACAAUUAAUUAAUUCAGAAAAUGUCAUUUUGUAGAUAAAAUAAAUUUAAUUUUAAUUGAUUUGAAGUAAGAAGUUUUACAGAUUCGAAAGUUUUAAGGAAAAAAACAUUUUUUUCAAAUAUAAAAAAAAUCCUUAAUUCUUAGAAUAUCAAAAUCCUGUUAAGUUACCUGUAUUUACAUUUUUUAAAAAAUAAUGUUUUUUAUUGCAGUUUUUUGUAUAAAAUGUGGUCAAGCCUUAUAGGAAUGAUGAUUCUGGGACUAAAGAGAAGUUUUCAUUUUGUAUUGAUCAGGUUGCAUACAUGACAUUAAUAUUGUAACUAUGCAUGUUUAUAGAAACCUUUUUAAACGACCGCAAAAAAUUUUGCCGUCGUAUAUUGGUUUCAAGUCGUCAACGUCGUUGGAAGACAUUUGGUUUCCGGACAAUAACUUUAGUAAAUGUAAAUAAAAAUCUAUGAAAUUUAAAUACAAGGUUUAUAACCACAAAAGGAAGGUUAAAAUUAUACCACAAGUUUCCAUACCACAGAGGGAUGGUUAGGAUUGGCUUUGGGGGGUUAUGGCUCAAACGGUUUAGGAAUUAGGGGCAAAAAAGGGGGAAAAACAAGGGUUUCCUCGUUAAUGGACAAUUAAAAAAAAGUACAAAGUUAUGUUUGGAUUACCUCCAAUUAUUAUACAAAUUCAGACCUGUAUCAAGCGUGAAUAUUGUGUCCAUUUUUGCCCCAACUGUUCAGGGUUGGACCUUUGCGGUCGUAUCCAGCUGCUCUCGGCGAAGCAAUUUAUUGAUAUAAUAAGAAAUAACAUUUUUAUCUGUCUGUAAUUACUUGGCUAGAAUUUUGAAUCAAAGUACUUCAUGGAAAUUCCUCAUUCUCAAAUUUUUGUUUGCCAUUUUUUCAAAUAAGAAAAAAGAAUUACUGUAAAGGCUGACUGCUGCUGUCAAAACGAGGAGGCUUAAUAGGCUUUAUUUGGUUUGAGGGUGGCCAUUGAUGCUAUCAGAGACAUGCAGGCUUUGGAGCCUCUAAUUGAAAAAUAGUAUUAUUUGGAAUUAAUCAGAAUGCAUAUGUAAGAAGAGUUAGAUUCAAUACAGUCCAACAACAACAGCAUUUAUGUUCAUUUUUAUAGAAGUUUUUGAAUCAUUAUCAACUGUUCUUGUUCAUAUUUUUUGUUGUUGAAGACUUGUCCUAAUAAAAUCUUUGUUAUAAA